AUGAUUUCUGCAACUUUGGACCUUUCCUUGUGGAAAUUGCUUGCUGUCAUUGUUGUUUUUUACAAUGUGGCAACGUACGUCAGCUACCGUAUCCGUCUUUGGAAGCUGAAGGCCGCAGAAACGGUGUACCUUGACGAUGGACUUUUUGGGUUCAGAAGAACCAAGGAUAUCUUGAGAAGACAGAAGGCUGGAGAGAUUCCGCCGCUUUUCUAUGAGAUGUUCAACGAGGCGAAGAGGGACACCCUUACUUUCAGAACCACCGGCACCAUCAGAUACUGUACUCGUGAUCCAGAGAACAUCAAGGCGAUUUUGGCGACCCAGUUCAACGAUUUCUCUGUGGGCCAGCGCCUUACUCAAUUGGGCAUUUUCUUGGGAGAAGGAAUCUUCACUUUGGACGGAAACGGGUGGAAACACUCUAGAGCCAUGCUUAGACCCCAAUUUGCCAGGGAGCAGGUCUCCCAUGUGAAGAUGCUAGAGCCUCACGUUAAGCAGGUGAUCAGGAGGGUGAAAGGCGCCAAUGGCUCCAAAUUUGACAUCCAGCCAUUGUUCUUCAAGUUGACCGUGGACUCAGGAACGGAAUUCUUGUUUGGCGAGUCGUGCAAAUCGCUCCGAGACGACGAGGUGGAUAUUUCGACAUUGGGAGGGCCAAAAGAGGCCGGACAAUUUGCUCGAGCCUUUACCACGGCGCAGUCGUACCUUGUGAAGCGGGUGAAUUUUCAGAAACUCUACUUUUUGGUCAACAACCAGGAGUUCAGAGACUGCAACAAGACCGUGAGCCGUUUCUGUGAAUUCUACAUCAACAGGGCUUUGCAGUACGAAACGGAGGAGCUCGAAAAGCUCUCCAACGGAAAAUACGUGUUCUUGUUCGAAUUGGUCAAGCAAACAAGAAACCCCAGGGUCUUGCGGGACCAAUGCCUCAACAUUCUAGUUGCAGCAAGAGACACCACGGCCGGGCUCAUGUCGUUCUUGUUUUUCGAGCUUGCCAGAAAUCCCAGAAUUUUCCAAAAGCUCCGUGCAGAGAUCGUCGAAGCCUUUGGCGAAGGGGAAUCUGCUGAUCUCAGCAAAAUGACAUUUGAGUCGCUCAAGAGGCUCGAGUACCUCAAGUGGGUGCUCAACGAAACGCUCCGCUUGUACCCCUCUGUGCCCCAGAAUUCUAGAACCGCUGUGAGAGACACCACGUUGCCAAGAGGAGGAGGACCCGACGGGAAUGAGCCUGUGUUCAUGCCCAAGGGAGACGUGGUGCUUUAUUCGAUUUUUUCAACACAAAGAAACGAAGCUCUUUACGGCAAGGAUGUGCUUGAGUUUCGUCCCGAAAGAUGGGCCGAGCCUGAGCUCAAGAAGAUCGGCUGGGGUUUCCUUCCUUUCAAUGGAGGGCCCCGUAUAUGCUUGGGCCAGCAAUUUGCUCUUACCGAAGCCUCCUACGUCACCGCCCGCCUUCUACAAGAAUUCUCCAAUAUCGAGUCUUUUGAUCCACCGGGCGAUCCUAAAACAAGUGCUCAGUUGACUAUGGCGCUCCACCGCGGUGCCAACAUCGGCUUGUACUAA
Molecule: messenger RNA, 1545 nt
Organism: Candidozyma duobushaemuli
Lineage: Eukaryota; Fungi; Ascomycota; Pichiomycetes; Serinales; Metschnikowiaceae
Product: cytochrome P450
Exons: 1
Coding region: 1-1545 (514 amino acids)
Molecular function (GO): iron ion binding; oxidoreductase activity, acting on paired donors, with incorporation or reduction of molecular oxygen, reduced flavin or flavoprotein as one donor, and incorporation of one atom of oxygen; heme binding
Source: RefSeq, a predicted model, not a curated record